Styela clava is the source of this 4877-nucleotide messenger RNA. Lineage: Eukaryota; Metazoa; Chordata; Ascidiacea; Stolidobranchia; Styelidae. The record is from RefSeq and is a predicted model, not a curated record.
UCGAGAAUAUUCAUUGUAUAACAAAUUGGAGUUAAUUUUUGUGUCGUUUGAAUUUGCCUAACUUUUGUAAACUUUGAUAAAUUAUCACGAUUCAAAUAUUAAAAAAAUAUUAUAGUGUUGUCACCCUAAAUCUUUAACUGUAUAUUUAUUUAUCAAUAUUACAGAGUCAAGUUACAUCAGCGUCUCGCUGUGAUUUAUAGCUAUUGUUUAUCAGUAAAAGGUACAGAACAUGGCUGAUUUUAAAAAAUCUGCAAAGAUUACCCACUCUUUGAAUGUACUAUCAUCAUUCAAUGAACUAAAACAAUCUGACUGCAUUUGUAACUUCACAAUCAAAGUUGGUGACAAAUCUUUCAAAGUCCAUCGAGACUUGCUUGCCGCAGUAUCAAAGUACUUCAAAGGCAUGUUUUCAAGCAACAUGGUUGAGGCUCGGAAUGGUUUUGUCGUUAUGAAAGACAUUUGUGCUGAUGCUGUAGGGCAGUGUGUAGAUUUCAUGUAUACUGGUGAAGCAAAUCCAUCCAUGGAAUCUGUUGAAAAUACUUUGUAUGCUUCCCACUUAAUGCAGCUUGAUGUAUUAUCAAGUAUAUGCUUUAAUUUCAUGGAAAAUGAUCUGUCAGUGCAGCAUUGCCUUCUAGUGGUUAGGUUGGCAAGGCUUUAUAAUCGUACAGAGCUACAAACCAUUGCUGAGCAAUUCAUUGUGGAUAAUUUUCAGUCUCUAAUUUUGGGUGAAGAUUUUUUACAUUUUAGCAAUGAAGAACUCAUAUUCUAUCUGCAAAAGUUGGAUAAAAAGCAUGAAGUAGUUUGGCAUGCUGUCAAAAGAUGGAUUUCAAACAAAGGUGAAAAGAUUGGAUUAGAAUUAAUGGAGACUUGUCAUUUUGGAGAGUUUCCUUAUAAAUUUUUGCUCACUGAUCUGCUAAAUGAUUCUUUGGUAGAAAGUUCUUCAGAAGCAAAAAGUUUUGUCAUCAAAAAAUUGCUUUUCAAUAUUGAUGGGUUGAAAGAGAAUUUGUCUCUCGACACUUUAUUCAUUUUAAGAAAGAUUAAUCUGUUCAAAAACAAAGUUUGCUCAGAGAAUGUGAGAAAUAUAAUCAAUGAAUUUAUGGCUCAAAAUUUUGAGCAGAUUGUACCGAUGGAUGAAUUUAUUGAGUUGGAAAAAAAUGAAAUUUUUUUCUUGUUCAAAUCUCAGGAAACAAAAUAUUUCCCAGAGAAAAUUAAAUGGGAAGCUGCACUGAAAUGGGCCAAACAAAGUCGUCGUCAUCAGAAAGUUUUUCCAGACUUGUUCGAGUUGAUGAAACUUGAGGAAUUUUCUGAUGAUUUUAUUAAACAAACAGUCAGGAAUGAACCUUUGGUUAAAGAGUCGCAUAAGUGUAAAGAUUUAUUGCUUGAUGCUUAUUCCAGAGCUCGGACUGGGAAACUCGGACUUGUCCCACAUAUUGCUGUCUCAACAAAGACUGGUAUAAAGGCUCUGAAUCUCCAAACAAAUCAAUGGUCUAGUUUGCAGUCAGAUUAUAAUGUUGGCAUUACCUUGUCAAUGGUCAGAGACGAUUGUAUGCUUCAGAUGGGAAUGAAUUGUCUUUGCUACAAGAUGAUCGAUGGAUUAAGAAGGCCAAGGUUGAAAGGAAGAGUACGAUAAGAUACGAUAAGAUGGUUUAUCUCAAGGGUGGGAUUUAUAUUAUCAGCUGUGAUGAGCAUACAGUGCGAUAUGACAUUGCCAAAAACAGAUGGGGUAAGAAUUUGCCUUCAUGUGGUCAUGGUGAUGGUUUUUGUGUUGCUGCCUCUGAUGAGUUCAUAUAUGCCAUGGGGGGUUUGUUAACAGGGAGAGAAGCAAAUAUAUAUGAUCCUGGAACAAAGAAAUGGUCUUCCUUGCCACAGAUGAUUUAUGGAACCCGAUGUGGUGCAGCAGUUGUUUUUCAAAGUAUGGUUUAUGUACUUGGCGGUUUAAAGUUCCCGAGCCUUUGCAGCCUUGUUCAAUGUUAUAACCCUGUUGUUCGCUCUUGGACAGAAAUUGCAAAAAUGAAGAUGAAUAGAGGUUUGUUCAGUGCAUGUGUUGUUGAUAAUAAAAUGUUUGCAGUCGGUGGUGCUCAAGGCCUGACUGAGGAUUCUAUUGAAACAUUCAAUGAAGAAACUGGUGAAUGGAAAAUAGUCUGUGAAAUGGAUCGGCCUGAGGUGGACUGGGUUUAUUGCUGUUGCUUUACUCAAUAAAUGAGUAAUCAGUGAUAAAAUUUGAUGAUGAAGUAUGCUUUAAAUGGGCUUGUAUAUACUGACUGUAUCAACUCACCUAUUGAAUCAUAUCAAUAAAAUACUCACAACAUGCCAAAACUUGACUCUAUCUUCACAGCCCAUGACCAAAGAAUGAAAUAUCUUUCUAAUCAAGAUUUGGUCUUUGUACUUACCGGUAUAUAUAUUUGUUUCAUUAUUUUAAAUGUUCUGAAUAUAAAUUCUACUCAAUCAUUGUUAAAGUCAGAUUUCAUGAAAAUUCUGAUUGCUUUAAAACAACUGAAUUUUUUUGUUUGUAAAAAUUGUGUGAUUGUUUGAUUUUUGACAUCGUUAUUCCAAGCAUCUAUAGUUUUUGUUCGAUUGUGCAAUUUUAAUCACCUUAAUGUUCCGAAUAUUUCAAUUCAAUUGGAUGAAUAUCUAAUGAAUAUGCACAUAUUAAUUAUUAAUUUCUCAGAGAUAUAAAUUAAAAUACCUAGGUUGCCAUUAAUCUGUCCACAAAGACAGAACUGGUUGAAGUCUUGUGUAUUGAAGAACAGUUGACAAUCCAGUGACGCAAACUCAAGUUUGUUUAAAACGAUUGCUCGGAACCCUAAUUCUGAAUAUGCGAGGGUUGCAUAUGAUGCACCUGGACAAUCUACAAUAAAUUUCAACUCACUCACCAGUUAAAUACAUAAGCCUAGUAAUCAACUUUUUCAACCCAUGUGAAGCCAUAGACAGUACACAAAUAUUGUGUAUGAACUUGUAGCAUUGAAGGUAUACUUCACAGCCUGCAUAUCCUGACUUGAAAAUGGUCAAUAUAUAAUGUUACCGAGUUAUGCAGAAUUCCUGUUGCACAGAAAGCUGUAAUUGUUCCCCCAGGAAAAGUAUUUCCUUCCUAGCCACCCUACCAUUAUACACCAACACCCACCGGGAGAGACAGGCUUCAUAAUCACGAUGUCUCAACAUGUCCUCCGAUCCACAAACCCAACUGCAAACCCUAAAGCAGGGGUGUGCAACCUUUAUUACAGGAAGGCCACAUACAAAUAACUGGACGAAACCGCGGUUGCACAUUUUUUUAACAUAGGCUUCCUAGUAGCUGCAGCACAAAUAUUUUGGUUAUCGACAUUAUGACACUGCACAAGCUAGCUGUUAGGACAUUGUAACCUCAUAUGCAUAGAUAAUAAAUUGGACUCAGGCAACGCAAAAGGAAUUAGAAUUACUCACACAUACCAUAUCAAACUAAAUUAAAAAAUUAUAUCAAGCGCCGCACAUCAUUCAAAGUUGGCACUUUACCGCGGGCCACACAAUUUUCCUUGUGAGCUGCACUUGGCACACUCCAGCCUAAAGCAACAACCUUGCAUUUUUUUAGUUUGAAACCGAGAUAUUUAUAGUUGCAUAAUAACUAGCUUUUAAUGGCCCAUCAGAUUUUGGUUUUAAUAUUCAGAGUUUUUAAUUUUCAUAUUUAUUUUUAAUUUACAGUAUCCGAAAUUAUAGAAAUAUACCUGGCGGUGUGCAAACAGACAAAAUAUUUUUUUGUGAUUUGUUACUUGUAUGAGAUUGUUAAAAUAGAUCGGUUGUGGGUAUUCCUGUAGUGUGUGUACCAGGUUAUGGCAUAACCAUUUUCCUUAUUCUAGUUAUAUUACGUGUUAGAGGACUGUGUGUGUUAGCCAAGUGGAUAUACCCCAUGCCCAUAGGUUUUAGGCCCUUUUUUUACAUAACUUGAUGUAACGUAGGCAUACCAAAUUAGAUAUCUCCAUACUGGUACACAUACUUCAGGAGUGCCCAUUUGUGUAUGUAAUAUUGUACAGCACUUUUGUGUGGUGGUCAUAAUCACUUCCUACCCAAUUUAUUAUAUCUUGGAUGAAUAUUAUUGCUCUGUAGUAGUCUUACUCUUUCUCUUUUAUAUAACUGGAUUUGUUAUUAUAGUAGCUUUCAAUCACUAUUUAUUAUAUUUAUUUAUGAGUUGCCAAUAAAAAACUUUGAACUUUUUGUAUGCAAUUCCAAAUGUUCAUUUUUUCUUGACAUAUUGUAGGGCUGUAUUGAAUAGGCUUCCAUAUUUAAGUUGUUAAGUCUUGGAGAAUUAACAUGUCAAACUCCUGACAACUAUCUACAAGCGGCCCUGUGAAGUUUGGAAAUUCGACUCGACAGUCCUGUUUCAUAUGUAUAGAUAUAUUGGCAUGCAUACUGCAAUUAGCUUUUAUUGCAAUCAUAUCGCUUUGUUAUGUCAUGUUUACCUUUAGAAGUUCCAUGAUCUAUUCUCUGCAAUUUUUUUCACUGACUUCAAUUAAAAAAGAUUCAUGAAAAAAAGUAAUUGUACAAAACCAAUAUGGCAUAUUGCUAUUUCAAAUGUUGUAGGGGAUUAGCGUGUGCUAAGAAACAUAUAAGAGGUAGUAGACUUGUUCCACUCUUGUUUUUGUAGACUUGUCUGAAAUAAUAUUGGGAAUUUUUAGUACUGUACACGAUCAAGCCGUAGCCAUAGGGACAACCCAGGAUAAGUAUAAAAGAAAUAAUUAUUUUAUGCAUCAAUGCUAGAUUGAACUGAAAUUACAACUUGUUUCGAGGGCCGCAUACCAUUCACAUUGGGAAUAUUUCCCCGGGCGGACCAUUUUUUUCUUGUGGGUCACACCCCUGCUAUAGAUGAAAAAUAACAAGCUCGCGAAAAAACUACGGACGUGUGCGACUGAAUU